AUGUGUGUGAAGAUAAUAAUAAGAGAUUUGGUACCAUCAACGCUAGAUACUAAACAAACGUUAGAAAUUAAACCAACGCUAGAUACUAAACCAACGCUAGAAAUUGAACCAACGUUUGACACUAAACCAACGGUAUUAGAAAUUGAACCAACGUUAGACACUAAAUCAACGUCGCUAGAAAUUGAGCCAACGUUGGACACUAAACCAACGUCGCUAGAAAUUGAACCAACGUUAGACACUAAACCAACGGUAUUAGAAAUUGAACCGACGUUAGGCACUAAACCAACGGUAUUAGAAAUUGAACCAACGUUGGACACUAAACCAACGUCGCUAGAAAUUGAACCGACGUUAGACACUAAACCAACGGUAUUAGAAAUUGAACCGACGUUAGGCACUAAAUCAACGUCGCUAGAAAUUGAACCAACGUUGGACACCAAACCAACGUUAGACACCAAACCAACGUUGGACACCAAACCAACAUCGCUAGAAAUUGAACCAACGUUGGACACUAAACCAACGUUAGACACCAAACCAACGUUGCUAGAAAUUAAACCAACGUUAGACAAUAAUAAUAAACAAACGUUAGAAAUUAAAUAA
Paraglomus occultum is the source of this 597-nucleotide messenger RNA. The record is from the annotation of a GenBank genome assembly. Lineage: Eukaryota; Fungi; Glomeromycota; Glomeromycetes; Paraglomerales; Paraglomeraceae.